Messenger RNA from Zasmidium cellare ATCC 36951, 486 nucleotides. RefSeq lists its product as uncharacterized. NCBI's taxonomy places the organism in Eukaryota, Fungi, Ascomycota, Dothideomycetes, Mycosphaerellales, Mycosphaerellaceae. The coding region runs from base 1 to 486 and encodes 161 amino acids. The record is from RefSeq and is a predicted model, not a curated record. The transcript has a single exon.
AUGCCAUCAAUAACGAUCUGCGUAUCUGUUCUUGUGGCUUCACUCGCCGCAGCCCAGACUCCAGAUGGCUUCUCAAUCAAAUCACAGCUGCCCCUUCGAAUCACGCUGAAUCCUUUAAGGACACCCGUUGUCCCAGGCAUGCUGGACCCAAUCAACGAGACUGUUGCUGCUCCAACGCUUUACGUGCCUGACUUGACUGCGAGCAACACAACAACGAGCUACACAGCGAUGAUGAUCGAUGAAGCAGUUCCGCUUUUCCACUGGCUCCAGAUCGAACUCGUCGAAGCCAGCUGCAGCAACAAGACCCUGAAGCCAGCCGCCAACUCUUCAAAUAACGGCAUUAUCACUCCAUUCGUCUGCCCUCAACCGCUGCGAGGGCAGGGGCCACAUGGCUACGUGGUGCUCCUGUUCAGGCAGCCCGAGAGCUGGUCCAUGCGGUCGAAGUACAGCAAUAUCGUUGAUCCGAAGACGCCGACCGGGUCGUGA